Molecule: messenger RNA, 1809 nt
Organism: Indicator indicator
Lineage: Eukaryota; Metazoa; Chordata; Aves; Piciformes; Indicatoridae
Gene: PRDM5
Product: PR/SET domain 5
Exons: 15
Coding region: 1-1809 (602 amino acids)
Biological process (GO): regulation of transcription by RNA polymerase II; negative regulation of DNA-templated transcription
Cellular component (GO): nucleus
Molecular function (GO): DNA-binding transcription factor activity; protein binding; RNA polymerase II cis-regulatory region sequence-specific DNA binding
Source: RefSeq, a predicted model, not a curated record
AUGCUGGGCAUGUAUGUGCCGGAUAGGUUUGCCCUGAAGUCGUCAAAAGUGCAGGACGGGAUGGGGCUCUACACGGCCCGCAGAGUGAAAAAGGGUGAAAAGUUUGGGCCCUUUGCAGGAGAGAAGAGAAUGCCGCAGGAACUGGAUGAGGACACAGACUGCAGGCUCAUGUGGGAAGUUCGUGGGAGUAAAGGUGAGGUCCUUUAUAUCCUGGAUGCAAGCAAUCCACGCCAUUCUAAUUGGCUACGUUUUGUCCAUGAGGCUCCAUCACAGGAUCAGAAGAACCUGGCAGCCAUCCAGGAGGGGGAAAAUAUUUUCUAUCUUGCUGUGGAAGAUAUUGAAACAGACACAGAACUUCUCAUUGGGUACUUGGACAGUGACAUGGAAGAGGAGGAGGAGGAGGAAGAAGUAGUAACUGUUAUCCAGGAAGAUGAAGACUGUGGCAACAAUAAAGAAGUGCAGCCAGCUGGUGAAAAAACUGCAGAUCCUCUCACCUGUAAGGAGGACCAUGCAUGCCCAAACUGUGAGUCCAGUUUUUCUAGCCAGGAGAUUUUAGCUGAACAUCUUCAGACUUUGCACCAAAAACCCAGUGAGGAAAAGGAAUUUAAGUGCCAAAACUGUGGAAAGAAAUUCCCUGUCAAACAAGCUCUACAAAGACAUUAUGAACAGCACAAGGAGGCAUGCAGAGGGGAUGCCAGAUUCGUUUGCAAGGCAGAUAGCUGUGGCAAGAGAUUCAAGAGUAAGGAUGCUCUGAAAAAACAUAAAGAAAAUGUUCACAGUGGAAAUUCUAGGAAGAAGCUGAUGUGUUCAGUAUGCAGUAAGAAAUGUUCCUCGGCAACAAAUCUCCAAGAGCAUCGAAAGGUCCAUGAGAUCUUUGAGUGUCAGGAAUGUGACAAGAAAUUUAUUUCAGCUAACCAGCUAAAACGCCACAUGAUAACUCAUUCAGAAAAACGCCCCUACACCUGCGAGGUUUGCAAUAAGUCCUUCAAACGACUUGAUCAAGUGACUGCACACAAAAUAAUACACAGUGAAGAUAAACCUUAUAAAUGCAAGCUUUGUGGAAAGGGAUUUGCCCACAGAAAUGUUUACAAGAAUCACAAGAAGACCCAUUCUGAAGAGAGACCAUUCCAGUGUGAGGAAUGCAAAGCUUUGUUCCGAACCCCAUUCUCUCUACAAAGGCAUCUGUUAAUCCAUAACAGUGAGAGGACCUUCAAGUGUGAUCACUGUGAUGCUACUUUCAAAAGAAAGGACACAUUAAAUGUUCAUAUUCAAGUUGUACAUGAUGGACAUAAGAAAUACAAGUGUGAUCUCUGUGACAAAGCAUUUGUAACACCAUCAGUCCUGAAGAGUCACAAAAAAACUCACACAGGUGAAAAAGAAAAGAUUUGCCCAUACUGUGGACAGAAGUUUGCAAGCAAUGGAACACUGAGAGUCCACAUUCGAAGCCAUACAGGUGAGCGUCCUUAUCAGUGUCCUUACUGUGACAAAGCUUUCAGUAAGAAUGAUGGAUUGAAAAUGCACAUUCGCACCCACACACAGGAAAAGCCCUACCAAUGUUCAGAGUGUAACAAGGCUUUCAGUCAGAAGCGAGGCCUAGAUGAGCACAUGAGGACGCACACUGGAGAGAAGCCGUUUCAGUGUGAUGUUUGUGAUCUGUCCUUCAGCCUGAAGAAAAUGCUGAUCCGACACAAGCUGACUCACAACCCAAAUCGACCGAUGGCAGAGUGCCAGCUUUGCCACAAGAAGUUUACAAGAAACGACUACCUCAAAGUGCACAUGGAAAAUGUCCAUGGUGAAACUGACAGCUAA